AUGGCAGGUAUCCAGUUGCCCCCUCGUCUUCGCAAGGAAGGGCCUUUGAGUGCGAUGCCGGUGCCGCUGGCUCGGUUGGAGGAGAGUGAGGUUCCGCGGAGCAUUUUGCAUGACCCGUUUAUGUUCCUGGGUCCGUCUUUGAAUCGUUCGAAUUGUUCGCGUGUAUGUGACUUUACGUAUUGGACGGCACAGAAGCAGCAGUUUGUGCAGAAGCCGCGGACGGCAAUGGACACGGAGUUUGUGACGGUGGAUUCAAAGAAGGUGGCUAGCAAACCGCCGGCGUAUAAGAAGAACGUGCAGAACACGUAUGUGCAACGGCCGCCGCAGCAACGCAGUUACCAGUCGGGCGGUAAGAAGGACAAGCUGAGUGCGGCUUAUCAACGGCCGCAGCCGGUGAACCGGUUCGCGGUAAUGCGAGCGCGUGCAGUCGUCGGCGAGUAUGCCUGUCCAAUUGAGCCCGAAUGGGAGCACGUUACGGACGCCUCAUUGCAGCUGCUUAACGGGGCGACUAUCAACCCGAAGACUGUUCUGUUUGAGGACAUCAAGUUCGUCGGCCGCGUUCGGCACUUCAACAAACAGAUUGAGCUCAUUACGCCGCAAACAUCGGUGGACUUGCCGCUCAAGUACACGUCUCUCGGCGGUGGCAACAUGUCGCAUCAUAUACCCGGUACACGCGGAGACCCAAUUCUGUCCGAGCUGAUAAUGGACGAAAACGCCGGCGUGCAGGUGAUUGUGACCGACCAGCUGCUGAGCACGCUCAUGGCGGCGACGCUGUCCAAGUUCGGCUGGCAAAUCGACGUCUACAAGUUUGAGAACAAACUGAUUUUGGAGAAGUCCGAGCUUACCGAAAAUUUGGACCUUCUAACCAUCAACGAAAACGUCGCCAUAGAGCACAUGGGUGACUCCAAACAGCGAGAGGCGGCCAGGGAGUCGGCCCUGAUACAGGUUGAGUUCCAGCAGUACGCCCUCACCAGACCCGACGGCUCCGGUCUCGAGAGCAUUGCCGCAGUCGGACAGGAGGAAGAAAUUGAGUUCGAGGAAGAGUGGCAAGUGCCCGAACGUUUCUACCGGUACCGAUAUAUUACACUCCCGCCCGGACGCCCCAUCCCGGGUCACCAAGGUGACCAUUGUCGGAAACAGCCCAUCAAAAUGGCCGUCCGAGGAGAACUGCACUGCGCCCAGACCAAUGCCGACGGUGCCGUUGAGGAAUACCUCACAGUCCACUCUCUCAAUGAAGGGUUGAUUAAACUUACUGGGGAACCGUGGGCAAGUGGUCUUGAACGUCAGAAGGGUGCCCUGCUCCUAAGCGAAAUGCGCAAGAAUAACUGCAAAAUGAGCAAGUGGCUCUACGCCAGCAUAGUCGCAGGUGCUAACAGCAUGAAAAUCGGCUUCAUAUCCAAACGCACAGGUGACAACCGUAUCCUCACCGUUCAAACCAGUCGCAUUGGCGAUCUCGUCGUCCAAACCGGACUCAAAAUGGCCAACGGAUGGGGCACCAUUCGAGAACUACUUGACAUCAUUCUCAGCGACAACCGAGAAGGACGCUUCAUCAUUACAAAGGACGCACUCGGCGAAACCAUCCGAAUUCACCAUGUUUCUGUCGAAGUCGAAUCCGAAGAUUAA
Molecule: messenger RNA, 1623 nt
Organism: Gregarina niphandrodes
Lineage: Eukaryota; Apicomplexa; Conoidasida; Eugregarinorida; Gregarinidae
Product: putative eukaryotic translation initiation factor 3 subunit 7
Exons: 1
Coding region: 1-1623 (540 amino acids)
Biological process (GO): translational initiation
Cellular component (GO): eukaryotic translation initiation factor 3 complex; cytoplasm
Molecular function (GO): translation initiation factor activity
Source: RefSeq, a predicted model, not a curated record